AUGACACUGCCCUACGCCAUGGCUCUGCCCAAGUUGGGCACACUCCAAGACUGUUCCGACUUCUCAAAGACAGUCACCCCUUUCCUACCCCAACUUUACGCCCUUCCGCGUCAAAUUUUGGAUACCAUUUUCAAUGGGGGGAGCUUCCUUAAGCUGUACAUGGAGACCAACCCCUUCAUCAGCGGGCUCGGGAUCUCCAUUUUCCUAGGCGGCGUGUUUCUUGUUGCUGCCGAGGUCAACAGAAACUACUCGCAAGUCGACCGCUUCUGGAGCAUACUGCCGACCAUCUACAUCGCCCACUUUGCGACAUGGGCGCGUCUGGCCGGAAUCCCCAGCCGGCGCAUCGAUGCCGCGCUGCUUUUUAGUACCAUUUGGAGCAUACGCCUGACUUAUAACUAUUGGCGGAAGGGCGGCUAUAACGUUGGUUCUCAAGAUUACAGGUGGGAAAUCGUUCGUGCGUCGAUGCCGAAGUUGGCUUUUCAUAUCCUGAACUGGACCUUCAUCUCCUUCAUCCAGAGCGUUCUGCUUUACAUGCUCGCUUCUCCUGUUUAUGUCCUUCUCCUGGCCACUCAGUUCGAGCCUGAGCUCUCUACAGCUGAUAUUGGCUUCGUCGUCAUGGAACUGGGUCUUAUUCUUACCGAGUUCAUUGCUGAUCAUCAACAAUGGGUUUUCCAGUCAGCGAAGAAUGAGUACAAGACCUCUGGUCAGAUCCCGGCCGGCCACAAGCAGGCUGAUCUCGACCGAGGCUUCAUCACAUCAGGUCUCUGGGCUUACAGCAGACAUCCGAACUUUGCCGCUGAGCAAUCCAUCUGGCUCACCCUUUACCAAUGGGGCUGCUUUGCGACCAACACCCUCUACAACUGGACCAUUGUGUCCCCCAUUAUGCUCAUGAGUGUUUUCCAGGGCUCCACGUGGCUGACAGAGCGCAUCACCGCCGGGAAGUACCCAGAAUACAGCGCGUACCAAAAGCAGGUCGGCACGUUCGUGCCCAAGACUUUGAAGGGGUACAAGACCCCUGUGCCCAAGUUUAUCCGCACCAGCGAUCUUGCCAAGAAGCUGCAGGAGAAGGAGAACAAGAAGCAAAAGUGA
Messenger RNA from Neurospora hispaniola, 1089 nucleotides. RefSeq lists its product as uncharacterized. The transcript has 3 exons. The record is from RefSeq and is a predicted model, not a curated record. Gene Ontology annotation, cellular component: membrane. The coding region runs from base 1 to 1089 and encodes 362 amino acids. Lineage: Eukaryota; Fungi; Ascomycota; Sordariomycetes; Sordariales; Sordariaceae.